Molecule: messenger RNA, 3615 nt
Organism: Symbiodinium natans
Lineage: Eukaryota; Dinophyceae; Suessiales; Symbiodiniaceae
Source: the annotation of a GenBank genome assembly
AUGGAAGAGUCGUGUGCCCGACUUGACAGUUCGCCGGCACAGCUGCAGUUGCAAAUCCACGAGUUGCACAGCCAGAUUGAGCAUCUUAGAUCUUAUACGGCUUUUUUGGAGCAGCGCUUGCAUCGUAUUGAGCAGGUCUUGCCCAACCUUUGUACUCCCAGGGACGACGCAUUGAGCCAGUUCCACGUGCCGGGCAACCUCUGCCCGUUCCUGUUUCGGCAGUCCUUCGCAGAAUCCAACCAACAGCGGCAAAGUACUUCAUCGUUUCUCUUGAAAGCUGCCCCGAAGCGAAAGCCAGCAAAGGCGGCCGAUCCCCACCAUCCCAAGUUCCAGCAGAUUGCAGGUUUCUCCCAGAUGGCCUUGUCACUGUUUUGGGGUGUGCUUGUUUUUAUGGGUGAUUGUAGUGGAUUGUUCAAGCAGAUUCAGUGCUCCGAAUUUGCCAGUCAUCACACCUCGCGAAUUCUUUCCGGGUAUGCCACGAACACGGUGCUCCGUUACCUGGCAGCUUGGUCACACUUUGUGGCGAACCUUGAAGGGCUAGGCCUCUGUUUUGGCAAUCUUGAUAGUGUUAUGAUGGCAGACAUACUUGUCACCAUGUCCCUGGAGAAGCAUGGUAUUCUGUCUCGUGGGACGCAUUCUUGGGUUAGCAAAUACCUGCAUGCCCUUGACAGGCUAGCUACAAUGCAUGUUCGAAACCACCCAGAUUCGUGGCUUCCAUCGUUCUUGCUUCCAGCAGUGCAAGGCGACAGCUUCAUGUUCCCCCUGCAAGCUAUGAGCUAUGCUGAGGCGCUGAGGUGGUUGAGGCAUUUUCUCCUCAUGCCUUGGGCAUCCGCACCACCAGAGGUACCGCCCCUCAAUUUCACAGUGCACAGUCUCAAAGCCACUAUGCUUUCCAUGUCCCUUCAAGUCAAUGUUGAUGAGGUUGAUAGGAAACGUCAAGGGCACCACCGCAUAAGCAGCUCCGCUCUUUAUUCCCGUGAUGAUGUUCAUGGCAUGCUUCGGUGCCAAUCUUGCAUUCGUGAUAGCAUCCGCACAGGCUUCCGAUUUUUGGUCCCCCAGCACAGAGGAGGGCAGCAGCCCUUGACACCAGCGUACAUCCCGCCGGAAGCCUUCUCUAAGGACUACGAGUUUGAACCCUUCCAGUGGUUCUCGUUUCCACUUGAUGGCAGUGACGAUUUGCUUCAAAGCAGUAAUGGGAGUUGGGAGGUCGCAGAAAAUCAAAUAGUCACCCCUGAUCCAGAUAUAGAGGUGCUGGACAAAGAUCUCGUGUACCACUCCGACCCAGGAUCUUCAGAUGAGAGCGAUGAGGAACCUUCGGGACCCCCGGCCGAAGAGCACGACUUAGGUGAGCCUGAGGAAUUCUUGCUGGGCUCCUGCACCGCGGUGUUGCAUGUGCUCUGCCCUUCAGAUGCUUUGUCAGGCACUCUUGUCAAUGGGACAUAUAUGCGUGCAAAGUGUGGUGCCACUCUUCCGGCCGAUCGGCUCAUGAUCCACACGUCAGAAGGCUUGGCAGCAGAGGUCAUCAAAGUGGCCACGGAAGGGGGCUGGACAGCCUCGGCGUUCAAACACGUUGUUGAAACUCAGGCAGAAGUUGAGGGAGCCAUCCCCGAGAUCUUCCCAGGUCAGAUUUUGUCUCGGUUGCAGAUAGCCCAGAUCAAAGCAGCGUGGGCGGGCAUGCAAACAUCCAGUUCCUCUAGUGCUCUACCGGCCCCUGUCAACGCAGAUCCUACUUUGGAGACAUGGGUAGAGAGUUUUGCUCCCAAAAUUGCAUCCACGAAGCUGUCCGAAAUGAAGCGCCAAUUCCUCGCAAAUUACCCAAGUGAGGUCUUGAAUCCAUCUACUCUACCCUCUUUGAGGCUGAUUUCCCUCGCAGCUCAUCAAGAGGCACGUUCGGAGUAUAAAUGGAUAGCUUGGAAACAUCGCAUGACGGAAGAGAAAGCUUCGGAGUUGUUAAUUGCCAGACCCCACAAACAGCCCAAGCUCGAAAUGCUGGGUCUUUCCAGCUUGCUCCUUGAUGAUCCGCCUACAAUCGAAGUGACCGAUGCCAAUAUGGGUAUCAGUGGCAUCCAGCGAAUCUUGGCAGUGCAUGACGUUGCGUUGGCCAUGGUUGGCUCUGCUCACCUUGCCCGCCUUAAAGCCUACAGCUGCAAGUUCGUCCAGCUUGUGUCCCAGCGUUUCGACCCAACAUCAGGCCUGCGUGCACCGACAAUCCUAGAAGCGCAACAGGCAGAUUGUCGGAUUUGGCAGAGCAUCCAUUCUUUAGUCAGUGAGAAAGCUUGGAGCUUGAAUGACGCGUUGCAUGAGUUCACUGAAAUCAGAGGUGAGCUUAGCACCUUGCUGCAGGCUCGUCCGAAAGCUUUGUUCAUCCCCCGCGGCCCCGAUCUCAAAGGCAAGGGGAAGCAGGUCGGCCAAUGGAAAGGCCUCGGCAAGGGCCAGGGCCGGGGCAAAGAAAAGGGCGGUAAGCCCAAGGGCGCUCCAGGGAGACACAUCACCUUCGUGAAAGAGAUCCAAGUGGGAUCUGAGAAGAAAGGGCUGUGUGUCCAGUGGCAGAUUGGCCGCUGCACAAGGGGAGGCUCCUGCCCCUUUGUUCAUGCAUGUGCAUACCCCAAGCAGGCAGGUGCAAAUCGUGUUGCUGGGUAUGAUAUCCAGCCGGCAGCUCGGCCAGCCGAGCCUGUAAAUGUGCUUCCGAAAUCGGUCUCCUUGUUGGAGACAAAUGCUGGGCCUGUGUCGUCGCCAGCAGUGCAAUGUCCUCAGGGCAACAUCCCUUCACAACCCGUGUUGGGUGAUGUCACGUGCAACAUGCCUGGUCGUUCCAGGAAUGAGGUAACACCCGGGCAGGAGCGUUACUUCAGCGGCUCCGGGGGAAUCGGGAUACUGGAACUUUGGGGUGCGCCUAGGGAAUCCUUCGGCCCGUUCAUCAGUUACGGUGAGACUUGGAAUGCCUUGUGUGUCAGCAGGAACAUUUUGACGUCCCCGCACAAGGACACAGCAAAUUUGCCGGGGUCGUCAAAUUUGACAGUGGGGAUAGGUUCGUACUCGGAUGGAGGCCUUUGGGUCGAGGACCAAGCAGGCACUGUACCGCAGUUCAUCCCCAAGCUUGGGGUGACUCUCCCGGGCAAGAUCGUCACAACGCAUCAUGCGCCGUUUAAGUUCCCCGUGCACCUUUGGCACUGCACCCAACCGUGGCUUGGCGAUCGAUGGGUGCUGACUGCCUUUACCCUCCCAGGUGUUGUGGGGUAUUGUGCGGCAUCCCCUUGCUGUUCGGAAUACUCCCGCCUGAAACUCUUUGGAGGUGCUAUGUCCUGGGAAGAAUCGUGCGUUCAAGGCUGGUUGCACUGUGGGUCUACAGCCCUCAUUGUCCUCCCGGCCUGUGCUUUUGGGGAGAACUGGGCAAAAACUUGGCUGUUUGCAUCGAGCUUUCAAGCCCUGUCCGUGAUGGGGCAGACGUGUCAACACGGACGCAAUGCACAUGAGUCCGUGCAGGGACGUGAGAGUGAUGGUUCGUUCAAAAGUCGUAAGACCGCUAAGUACCCCCAAUGCCUGGCGGAAGAAUUCGCGUUGCACAUCAGGUCGCCACUCUUGUGGGGAUUGGAGCACCCCAUUGUGCCAGGAUAA